GGAUGGCGCGCGAAUGCCGCUUUCGGUUGCCGCUGGUCCGGCAUAAAUUGUUCCGAUCCGGGCGCACGAAGCUCAUUCGUGUCCCAACAUCGAGAUCAACACAACUGUUACACGGAGAAAAGAAAACGCCGGCGCUGCUUGAAGGAGAAGUUUCCCAACCCCUAGGAAGCAAACGACGCAGGUGCCGCGAUACCCAUUGGUUUGGCGCAAAAACAGGUUGUUGUAAAUCCAGCGUGUGCAUUCGUGUGCGUUAGUGUGACAUAAAAGUGAGAAAAAAGGAGGUGUUUUCCGAAUUUUCUAAGAAAAAUAAGCAAUAAUCGGCAGAAGGAUCGGCUAGAGAGACUAUAGAGAGCCUAGUUCGCUGAAGCUCUAAGCAAGGUUGCAACGGAAACGAUCCGUCAAACGAUCGGUGCUGGUAGUAGUUGCGGAGAUCGACUCAAACACCCGAAAGUGACAGUUCAAACAUGGCACACAAACUAAUAUCCUGCAGUGCCUUCGUGCUGGUGGCGCUCUUCGUGCUGAGUGCAGUGAACGUAUCGAGGCAAGCGUCACUUUCACUACGGGUUUUAUCACGCGGAGAGCGAUCCGUAUUCAACCAAACGCACAGCAAGACGUGCGAAGGCAACACACCGUGCGGUUGGGCUGUGUACGUCCCAUCAACAAGGGCGAUCGAUAACUUCAUGCAGAAUACAUGCGAUUGUGAGAAGCUGAAGCAGUGCGUCCGAACGGAUGACGAUGUAUCGAUCAGCGCGUACGUCUACCGCUGCCGGGAGCAUCCUUCCAAGGCGAAGUCGGUGCCCGUAUCCUGAUCAGCUCACCCGGACCGAUCCGGCCCCCUCCCUUACAACUUGUAUUGAAAUUCCACCGUGGCAGCAUUACUCCCCUGCAUUAAGUCCGGAGUGUGCAUACUAUGUAAUUACUGUAACACCUGUUAUCCACUAAACAUAUAACGAUUUAGAAAGGACAGCCAUCCCCCCCCCUCAACACACUAUAUAAUAUGCUGACAGCGUUUAGCGUACGUAAGAAUACAUCAAAAAUAAUAUUUUAACCGUAGCAGACGGCUCCUUUAUCCUGGUGCGCGCUGAGUGGCGCCCGUCCGGUUAAUGGUGUAAAAUAUUUAAAAAUUUAUUUAUAUUCGCUUACUUGUUUACUUGUUUCUAAACAAAAAAAAAACUUCGUUUCAUUGUUGCGUAUCUGAUAUGACCCGUGUGCUUUAUCUCUCUCUCUCUCUCUCUCUCUCUCUCUCUCUCUCUCUCUCUCUCUUUGUCCCUGUGCUUACUAAACACUAGUUUGAAGGAGGAUGGUUUUAAUAUUUUAUAUAAGCUAGAAGUAACACCUACAUAUGCUCAUUUGCGAUUCCCCAUUUCGGCAAACAAACUGUGGGGGAAAGAUGUGAAACCUACUGUUGGAGCUCUUCCCACGUCAACUAUCCUGUCUCUCACCGUCUCUCUCUCUCUCUCUCUCUCUCACUCUAAAUAUAUUAUAAGACGACGUCAUAUUGACGCUAUCUGCUCACGUUUCGGUUCGAUCCCGCGCGUUUUACUACCUUCACUCACCAUACACACCACUGAUACGGUCAAUGCUACAUUUACUACACCAAGCUCACAGCGUUCCCAAGAACGCUAGUGGUGGUCCAAUGGUUACUACACGGACGUUAAAUAAACCUUCCCAUAUCUUUGGAAAAGACUUGAUUAAGCUAAAUGUAUACUACGGUAGAAUGAGUGAGCCGCACCCAGCCGCAAAAGGUCGCAAGCAUCGCAACCGCUUUGGUGCACUAGGUGUAGGUGCUAGUUUGCACUAAGAAGCUUUUCCGGGUGACGUUUGGAAACGUCACUCAAGGCAAGGCACCCCCUGCGAAAAACAAAAAACCCAAAUGCCACCAUCCCUCCUAAUCCAUUUAUGCUCGCCUAGUUUUGUAAGGUUAAAUGUUAGCAGUUUAGGAGUGACAGGAAGUUUGUGUCUAUGAGAAAACGAAAUUUACAUCUAUUGUGUACAUGCUAGGAAUCUCCCGAAUUCCCGGGUUCCCUUCCGGAACCUGUUGGGACACCUGUUUUUUGUUUGUUUUUGUUUUUUUUUUAAUUUCUCGCGUACUUAAAGACGAUGCAAUAGGGCAGUUGCUACCAGAGUUGCAACGCUAGGUAAUGAUAAGCAUUCAAUCGGGACUCUGCUGCUCUGUAGGAAAGGCACGCGCAAAAAAAUACUACUACCGUACAUCAGAUCCACAUAUGCACACACAAUAGCCCCUAACGAACUGCUUCUCGAGAAGUAUGGACAGCCCUUUUUUUACAGUCAGUAUUCAACAAGCUUCAACUCAAAUUCCAACUCCAGUUCAGUUGCUACUCCACAUUAGUGCUUCGAUAAUACCCCGCCAAUAUUCGAUUACCUGCUCGGGGUAAUAUAAGAUCCACACAAACAGCAGCCACUAACGUGUAGGUUUCGAACGCUAUGCAAGAACAUUUAAAAAUGAUGAAAUAAAACACCUUAUCAGAAGCAGCUCAACAA
Messenger RNA from Anopheles stephensi (Asian malaria mosquito), 2502 nucleotides. RefSeq lists its product as uncharacterized. The coding region runs from base 465 to 809 and encodes 114 amino acids. NCBI's taxonomy places the organism in Eukaryota, Metazoa, Arthropoda, Insecta, Diptera, Culicidae. The transcript is spliced from 3 exons. The record is from RefSeq and is a predicted model, not a curated record.